Molecule: messenger RNA, 1190 nt
Organism: Prionailurus viverrinus (fishing cat)
Lineage: Eukaryota; Metazoa; Chordata; Mammalia; Carnivora; Felidae
Exons: 4
Coding region: 1-786 (261 amino acids)
Source: RefSeq, a predicted model, not a curated record
AUGAGCAGGGCCGCCGCGCACGUUGGAGCCGGCUCGUGGGGGAACCGCACCGCGGCGGACGCGGCCCGGCCGGACCGGAAGCUGAGCGCCCGGGUUCCGGGCUCCCGCGCCUGCGCAGCGCCGCGGCGGCAGAGUGGCUGCGCGCGCGACAGCGACCCCCGGUGGCUAGGGGGUGGCAGGGCAGCCUCGCGGCUCUGCUCCGAGGCUCUGCGUCCGGAGCCCCGAAACCCCGAGCUCGCUCUGCGCUCGGCUCCGUGGAGAAGCCGGCGGCGGGGUUGGAAACGGGGCUGGGGGUGCGGCGGCUCAGGGCCCGCUGGGCCGGGGGCCGCUCUCCCCGACGCAGGGUGGGGUCACCGAGGAGGGUCUAGGCCGCAGGAAGAGGCGACUUGCCCCCACCAAGCCCGCGUGGGCGAGACGCGGUGCCCGGGUGGGCCAGGAGAGCCUCGCGGUGUGGAGGCCGUGAGGGAAGACAUGUGCCCAGUGAGGCUCUCGGCAAGGGCCGCGGCGGCCCGAGCAGUCCGGGGAUCGGGAAAGCUUCCGGGAGAGAUGACUGGCCGCGUCCCUGCCGCCUCCCGAGGAGGUCUGGCCCUGCCGGCCCAGCACAGUUGCCCACGUGGAAGACUCUGGAGCCACGACCAAGCACAGCUAACGGAGAUGUCUCCUCGCUUGGCAGGGACUCGCCCUGGGUACCGUUGUACAGACCUGGGACUUAGGAAUGGAAUAAUAAGAAAUAAAACAAAAUCAUCGACAGAUGGAAUUAGUUCAGAUGAGCUCAUACUGGAGUAGCCACGCUGGUAAUCGGUAGGACUGGUGUCAUCAGAAGAGAAGAGAUACAACAGAGAAGGUCACAAGAUGGAGGAAGACUGGAGCUAUGCCUGCUACAAGACCCAAACCACACGUGGCCGCCAGAAGCCAGGGCAGCCUCAUGUGAUAGAUUGUCUCUAGAGAGUUGAGCAGCAGGGGCACCUGGGAGGCUCAGCUGGUUGAACAUCCGACUCUUUAUUUCACCUGAGGUCAUGAGUUCAAGCCCCGCGUCGGGCUCUGUGCUGAUAGUACAGAGCCUGCUUGGGAUUCUCUCUCUUUCUCUGCCCCACCCCCACUUGUUCACUCAUGCUCUCUCAAAACAAAUAAACAUCAAAAAAAUAGACAGUUGAGAAGGAGCACGGCUUACAGACACCUUGAAUUUAGAC